GUUACGAUGUGGGGUGGUACGCCUCCGUAUCAGCCAGCGCCGGGAUCAACAGUGCGAUUCUAGCUUUCGAGGCCGGGAGUUCGGCCUCUUAUCCACCCCUGUGUACUAUACCUACAGCUGUUGUUUGCUUUUAACAAAUAUCUUAUCAGUGAGCUAUUGUUACGAAUUUAUUAAGAAAGUGAAAAUGAACGUGAAAAUACUUCUUGUGGCUACCUGCCUUUUAGGCUAUUUCGGUACCAAUGCUCUGCAUUGCUAUGAAUGCAAUAGUCAUAAUAACAGCCAGUGCGCCGAAAACAUUCUUCCGGAUGCCCUGAAGAAGGAUUGUGUGGAACACGUGGAGGGUGCCAAGUAUACUAUGUGCAGAAAGAUCGUCCAGGUCAUUGAGUUCAGCGUGAAUGGCUUGCCAGCCAAUACCCGGGUAAUCAGAAGCUGCGGAUGGGACGAGACGGCCUACAAGGGUCGCUGCUACCAGAGAGGUGGUUUCGGCGGUCGCCAAGAAGUCUGCAGCUGUACAACAGAUUAUUGCAACGCAGCGACUACUUCGAUUCCGACAUCUUGGACCCUCAUGAUCCUCUCCUUCCUAGGGAGCCUCAUCGCCGCCUUCGCACGUUAUUAAUCCACCCAUAGUAGCUACGAUAUACAAAUUAAUCUAAAUCGGAUGGUGAGAGCAGCUAGGAGAUCCGCAAUUGCGUCACAAAAUCAUAAUGGACCAACCGUUCUUCGCGAAGAAAAGAAAGAUAAUGGAACUCCAUUAAACAAUCGCGAAAUUCAUGUAACCACAUAAGGAUUCUCCAUUUUUUAAAUUUCGAUAACGAAUCAAAUCUUCGCAGUUCAUUAAUUUUUAUCUUUCCCAAGCUGGAAAAGACUCUUUUAUUAGUUAUACGUUUUCAUGCGAUUCAAUUACAAGUUUUAUCACUCUUCUGAUAUUCAAUUAAAUUAUACAGCUAGAAUUCUAAGACGUAUUCAAGUGUUCAAAUAACAAAUAGCUAAUUAGUAAGCUGCAAUACGGGAAUGACUUUUUGGCAGAAUGUCGAAUGAAGAAAUUGAAAAUGGAAAAGCUAUCACAUUCUCUGGAUGAUAUAUUGCGCAUUAUUUUUAAAGUAAUUUAAAUACUUUCAAAUUGUAAAAUCAAUAAUUACUCAAUACGAGUCAUCGUAGACUUGGAACAGUUGUACGACAUAUGUGUGAGAAAUAUAUGUAUAUGAGGUA
Cephus cinctus (wheat stem sawfly) is the source of this 1209-nucleotide messenger RNA. RefSeq lists its product as uncharacterized. NCBI's taxonomy places the organism in Eukaryota, Metazoa, Arthropoda, Insecta, Hymenoptera, Cephidae. The transcript is spliced from 3 exons. The record is from RefSeq and is a predicted model, not a curated record. Bases 185 to 616 code for a protein of 143 amino acids. Gene Ontology annotation, biological process: positive regulation of voltage-gated potassium channel activity; sleep; regulation of synaptic transmission, cholinergic.